ACCUCAGUCUGUGUUGUAUUUUAUGAGUCCAAAAGAGACAAUUUGUGAUAAUUAUUUUGUUUAAAGACAUCAAAAUGCUCAAGUUCAUUGUGAUAUUCACCUUACUCAGGAUUAAUAAUUGUGAUCAGUGGCUCAGUGAGGAUUUAUAUGGGAAUUCUGGGUAUUCUAUCUCCCAACCGAGUCAUUUGUAUCCGAGAUCAAUAAAUGAGCAGAAUAGCACUGAAUCCAUUGAAUCUCAAGAUCUCAAAAUUCAAAUGAAUCCUCAAGAGGAAACGAAUCCUGCAGACUUUAGCGAUGUCUGCACUAAUGCAGGAUGCAUUCGGGGGAAGAUUGAGAGUGGACGUAUCAAGCCCUACCAGGCCUUUUACGGCAUUCCCUAUGCUGAACCUCCUGUUGGAGAAUUAAGAUUGGAAAACGCAAUUCCACACAGAGGAUGGUCAGGCUAUUGGAAUGCCACAUACCCAAGAAGUGAUUGUAUUCAGAGAAAUGUCUUCCUCUACACUCAACCAAUCUUGGGCUCAGAAGAUUGUCUCUACCUCAACGUUUAUCGACCUAUUGGGAAGAAAGAUAAACUUCCAGUCAUGGUUUUCAUACACGGUGGGGGAUUCACAUCAUUCUCCGGAAGUCCUGGUCAAUUCGGUCCGGACUAUCUAAUGGACAAUGAGGAAGUAAUUUUGGUUACAAUGAACUACAGACUUGGGAUGUUUGGCUUCCUCUGUUCGGGAGAUGAAGCUGUUAAGGGAAAUUUUGGAUUGAAGGAUCAACAGCUUGCCCUCAAAUGGAUAGCAGCCAACAUUGAAGCCUUUGGAGGGGAUCCUGAUUCCAUUACCCUUGCAGGACAAAGCGUUGGAGCUGCUUCGACGCAGUACCACAUUAUUAAUCCAGAUUCUCAAGCCCUCUUUCAUCGCGCCAUUAUGUUGAGUGGAGCUUUUAGUUUUUGGGCACUGGGAAAUGAUUCAGCAGUGAGAUUUAGGCAGAGUGCUCAACGGAGUGGGCUGCAAGAUUGGGAAACAGCAUCAACUUCCGAAUUGGCAAAACAAUUCAAAAAGUUGGAUGCAUUGACACUCGUUUUGGCCUAUGAUCAGCUAUACCUUUUCCCUUUAACUCCUUCAAUUCCACUUCGUCCCUGUAUUGAAGGCAACUGGGAAGGAGCUUUCCUGACGCAGGAUCCAGAGACCACAUGGGCUGAAGGGAGAUUCCCACAGAAACCUAUUCUCUUCGGAAUGGUGGCUAAUGAGGGAUCUUUUGCAGCGUCAAUAGGAGAAAAUAGUACAAGAUUGAGGAUUUUUAGUGAAAAUAUCUAUCAAUUCCUUCCAAUUCAUAUGAACUUCGAUCCUAGAUAUACGCAAGAUAUUUUGGACUUUUACUUCGAUGGAGAGGACUACAUCAACGCCACGAAUGUUCAAUCGUACUACCAAAUGUUUGGAGAUAGAUUAUUUUAUCAUCCAGUCAUAAAAUCGAUAAAUCAAUAUCGGAAAUAUGCUGACUCACACAAAAAUCCAAUUUUCAUUAACAAAUUCGGAUUUCAGAGUUCCUACACAUUUGUUAAGCUUAUAACAGGGCAGGAUAUAAAUCUGGGAGUUUGUCAUCUGGAUGAUCUCAUCUACUUGUUCAGCAUGACGGAUUUCUUCCCAGUAAUUGAACCUAAUACUCCAGAAGGACGAAUGAGUGAUGUUCUCGUACACACAGUGGUUAAUUUUGUUGUUCGUGGAGAAGUAAAAGAAUGGGCAAACUUAGAACCUUGUACGUCAGAGACAAAGUCCUUCUGCGACUAUCAAGCUUUCACGAGAUAUGAGGAAAUGGAUCCUAAUUCUGUUUUAGUUUCCAUUUCAAAUAAAAUUGAUGAAGAAAUGAUUGAAUUAUGGGAUAAAAUUGGAUCAUAUUUUUGAAAAAUUUGUAUUUAAGGUACCUCCUAUACCUAUUUAUUAGAUUUUAAGGAAUGUGAAGUAUACAAUAUCCUUCUGAAAGUAGUAGGCAAAGAUUGGUGAGCCUCAGUUGAGUUAGUUCAAAAGAAUAUUUACAAUUUUGGUUUGAGCUUUUAACGUUUUUGUGUGUCUUAAGAAGGACUUCUUUUCAAUUCUUUUUUAUGUUUUUUUUUCUAAGAUAUUUAGGUACAUUUUAAAUAUUUUUUUUUUAAAUUAAUUAUCAAAUGAGCAUGGAAAUAAUAUUGUUUGAUCUCUUAAGAAAAGCCUCAACUUCCUGAACUUUCGCCCAUAUGGUAUAGUUUUCACAAUCAGAAGUCAGGUUUAGGGUAUUUCUUGUGAAGAAUUAUUACUUAGGAGUUAGGAGGGAAUAUCUCAAAUACGACCUUUUUCUCAUGACUGAAUCAAUUAUCUUUCAAUUUUAUCAUUCUUUCACUAUUUUGUAAUAACAUUAAAAAUAAAAGGAAUAAGUCCA
Lutzomyia longipalpis is the source of this 2397-nucleotide messenger RNA. Its product is annotated as juvenile hormone esterase-like. The coding region runs from base 75 to 1889 and encodes 604 amino acids. The record is from RefSeq and is a predicted model, not a curated record. The transcript is spliced from 5 exons. Lineage: Eukaryota; Metazoa; Arthropoda; Insecta; Diptera; Psychodidae.